AUGUCUACUUCUCAUAAAAAUCGUUAUCAUUCAUCUGCAUAUCAUUAUCAAGAAAAAUCUUCAUCAAUUGUUAAAUCACAAUCGGAUACAACAUAUUAUUAUCGCCGUCAACAUCAUUACAUAUCUCCAUUAGAAAAACUUGAUAAACUUACACAAAGAUAUUGUCCAGGAAAAUUAAAAAAAAAUAAUGCACUUAAGGAUUUAUACAAUAAUGGGAAAUGUGGAAAAUUUGAAUUACCUCCAUCGUUAUUCAAAAAGUUUUACAUCAAUCGUCAAACAUCAAUUAGUGUUUUAAAUGAUUUAAUCGAUUAUACUCUUCAUAUUAAAAAUUAUAUGAUCGACAGAGCUGGGACCGAUUGGUUUAAUCGUACUUAUCCACAAUCAAUUCAUAUUCAAGAUGGUGUUAAUGACCAAUAUACAUUACAAUCAGCAAUUUAUAUAACAUUUAAUGAAUGGCUCGACAAGAGAAUGACCCUUGCAAAUUGGGGCUGUAGUAUUGAUUUAUUAUUACAAACUUAUCGAUCAAUGAAUUAUUAUGAUGACAUAAAAGAUAAAAAAUUUUAUGAUGAAAAACAAAUACGUCAAUAA
Messenger RNA from Rotaria sp. Silwood1, 588 nucleotides. The record is from the annotation of a GenBank genome assembly. Lineage: Eukaryota; Metazoa; Rotifera; Eurotatoria; Philodinida; Philodinidae.